AUGUUUCGGUUUGCCUCUCUCUUGUUGCUGCUGAGCAGCCCUGCGGCUGUUGUGGCGUUUGCCCCCGUCAGUGGUGGCCAGGCCAAGUUUCCCACGGAUUUGUCCAUGGGCAACACCAAGCAACCACCCAAGUUGCCACCUAUCCGUGAUAUUUCCUACGGAGAAGCGUCCCGAAAAUACCGUCGUACCGUGUAUACCCAUGACGAUUGGGUGAACCAUCGAUCUCCCGACCGAUUCUGGCGUAACCUGAACGCCAUUUUCAUCUCUGGCGUCUACAAGAACUUGUACAAGGAAGUGGGAGCCACUACUGCCGUCGCUACCUUUGUGGUGCUCUGGAAUGCCUUGACGAAUGGAUACGAUACUCUGAGUGGAGAACACAUGAAUGCAAUUCUCAGUCUGCCAAUGCUGUCUUUGCCUUUGGCACCCUAUACCUUGUCCAGUCCUUCUUUGGGUCUGCUUUUGGUCUUCAGGACCAACACAAGUUACCAGAGGUGGGACGAAGCACGUAAAAACUGGGGAAUGAACAUCAACCACACUCGUGAUUUGGUCCGUAUGGCAACAUCCUUCUAUGAUCGCACCGGGAAAUCUCAGGAGCAAGUAGAGAAGGACUUGAAAGCUGUCAGUUUGGCCACUUGGUCGUUUGUCCGUGCCAUGAAACGUCACCUUUCUCCUCCUGCAGAGGAUGAAGAAGACUUUAAACGAGAAUUGUAUGAACGCCUCCCAGCGGCGCAAGCACAGGCCAUCAUUGAUGCUGUCCACCGUCCCAACCGCGCUCUCUACGACUUGUCAUUGGCCAUUGAAAACUUGCCCAUGCACUUUUUGAGAAAGAACCAAGUCCAAUCGGCAGUAACCAUCUUUGAAGAUAACUUGGGAUCCAGUGAACGGUUGCUGUCCUCUCCCGUGCCAUUGUUUUAUUCCAGGCAUACCGCUCGUUUCUUGUCUCUUUGGUUGUUGCUCUUGCCUAUUGGCUUGUACGAACCCUUCAAGGAUUCCUGGAAUCACGUUGCCAUGAUCCCGGCCACGGCCGCCAUUUCAGUCUUUUUGUUUGGUAUCGAAGAAUUGGCCACACAAAUGGAAGAACCCUUUACCAUUCUUCCCAUGCAAGCCUUUUGUGACAAGAUUGGAAACUGGUGUAACGAGAUUGUCUCCUGGACACCCGGUGACAAUGGAAUGCCCGUCAACGAGUCCACACCAAAACACAACAAUAUUGCCAUUGUAGAUGGAGUUGCCGUUCCUGCCGAUGACAAGUCCGUCGUGAUGCAAAUGACGGCACCUGCCAAUGGACACGGUGUCAAUGGAGCAGAUGAAAAGUUCAGCGAACCCGUCAGCAACAAUCCCAGCCGACUUCGCAAGCUGAUUGGAGGACUCAACAUUUAA
Seminavis robusta is the source of this 1377-nucleotide messenger RNA. The record is from the annotation of a GenBank genome assembly. NCBI's taxonomy places the organism in Eukaryota, Bacillariophyta, Bacillariophyceae, Naviculales, Naviculaceae.